UUUUUUGCUUAUGUUUUCAUGAUCUCCUUUGCCCUUUUGUUCAUUCUGCCGAUACAUUUUAUCUGGUUGCAAGACUACCUAAACACAUUAGCUCAGUCUCAGUGACUUACUUAAGAGGUCAAAGUCAGAAGCAAAAGCUCAUAGCCAAAUGCUGCAAAAAUAUACAUAUUGACAAGGUUAUGUAUUAAAGCAUUAUGUAUUAAAGCGCUGUGAAUACAAAAUGUGCAAAAUGUGGUCGUGAACUUUUGCUUCUGACUUUGGUUUCACACGGCCCCCUCCUUUGUUGGUUUACUUAAGAGAUCAUCAUUUCCCAGUCCUGUAGAGGCCAACUAAUGUGAUUAUCUUGUCCUUCAGAGACAAGCUGGAUGAUGGGAAACGACACACAACCGGUAGAAUUCAUCCUGAUGGGUUUUUCAAUGUCGAGGGUGCUGCAGAAAGUUCUAUUUGCACCAUGUCUAGCACUCUACCUACUGAUGUUAGCUGGGAACGCUACUGUUGUGUCCAUGAUCUGCUUUGAUUCCCGGCUUCACACCCCCAUGUACUUUUUUCUGUGUAAUUUCUCCGUGGCAGAGAUGCUGGUGACAUCCACUGUGGUCCCCAGAAUGCUGGUGGGCUUAGGGGCGGAAAGGGAUACCAUCCCCUUUGGGGAAUGCUUAGCUCAAUUUUACUUCUACUUUUCCUUGGGGACCACAGUGUUCCUCCUCAUGGCUGUAAUGUCCAUCGACCGCUAUGUGGCCAUAUGCCACCCCCUCCACUACUCAACCAUCCUGACCAACGAUGUCUGCCUCCAAUCGGCUUUUGCUGUGUGGGCGACUUCCUUCUUUUCCAUGAUCCCACCAGCAGCAAUCAGGGCUGGGAUGUCAUUUUGCCGCUCCAACGAGAUUGACCAUUUCUUCUGUGACAAUGCACCUUUGCUCAAGCUCUCCUGUUCAGACACCCGCCUCAUUGAGCUCUGGGACUUCCUUCUUGCUGCUCUCUUCAUCUUAAGCUCUUUCACCAUGACAGUUGCCUCCUACGGUGCCAUCAUCUUCACCAUCCUGAGGAUCCCUUCAGCAACAGGCCGCCAAAAGGCCUUCUCCACCUGUGCUUCACACUUCACCGUGGUCAUUAUUGGGUACGGAACCACCAUUUUCAUCUACGUGAGGCCCAACAAAAGCUACUCCACUGACCUAAACAAAAUGGUAGCCCUGUUGACCUCUAUAGUGACCCCAUUUCUAAAUCCUUUCAUUUUUACCUUGAGAAAUGAGAAAGUCAAAGAGGUCUUUAGAGACUGGUUGGGACAUCUAAGAAGUCUGUAGAACAGUUCUGUAACCGGUGUAAUUAAUUUUUUUUAAAAAACUUGAGAAUUGCUUUCCUGUAUCAGAUCAAGGUUUAUCUAAUUCAGUAUGUAGAUACAUACAAACCAUGGAACAUGGAGGGGAUUGAAAUCCCUUAUUGUUUAUCCAGAAGUAACUGAGAUUCAAAUGCCUCUCUGUCUGGAGAUUUUGCCAUUAUGACUAAGUGCAAUGGUAGACCUGUCUGCUGUGAAUUCGUCUGUGAAUAAAUUUGCUUCUUCUAUGGCU
Molecule: messenger RNA, 1562 nt
Organism: Heteronotia binoei (common prickly gecko)
Lineage: Eukaryota; Metazoa; Chordata; Lepidosauria; Squamata; Gekkonidae
Product: olfactory receptor 6V1
Exons: 1
Coding region: 366-1298 (310 amino acids)
Biological process (GO): G protein-coupled receptor signaling pathway
Cellular component (GO): membrane
Molecular function (GO): G protein-coupled receptor activity; olfactory receptor activity
Source: RefSeq, a predicted model, not a curated record